AUGAUGUGGAUCCAGGACGAAGAGGAUUCAGCUUCAGACGGAGAGAGCAGCUCUGAAGAUGAGGGACAGUUACAGUGUGAAAUCCUGGAAAAGCAACGUGAUGAAGCCAAUCAGAAACUGUGUGAACUGGAGGAAGCGUCCGCUCAGCUGCUGAAGGAGAUGAACAUGUUGGAGAUUCAGUUUGAGGUGGAGCGUUCGUGCAGGGAGUCGGCGGAGGCUCUGGCUGUCGAGGUCACCAGAGAAAACAAAGUAUUAAAAAGACAGAGCCAGAUUCUGCUGCCGCUGAUCCCAGAACUGCCUGAAAACUUCGAGGCCAGUGUUUGUCUGGAUGAAGACCAGUGUGAAGGGUCUGAGCGGGUUCAUGGAGGAGACGAGUGCGACGGGGCAGCGAACCAUUCCCUGCUGCAGAGCCAGGCCACAAUAACAGAGCUGAGGGCCUCAGUGGAAGGACUUCUGUCUGAGAAACUCCGACUGGAAAACCAAGUGGACACUUUGACCAAACAGCAGGAAGCUCUGAGAGAACAGCUGGCCACGGAGCAGGAAGAGAAAGAAAACAUAUUGAAAAGGAUGAACAAACAAAGCAAAACCAUGAAUAAGAUAAAAAGAGUGUCCGAGCUCGUCACGGAGGAGUUCACCGAGAUGUGGCAGAGACUGGAGCUGGAGCAGAGCCUGAGGCAGCAGGCCGAGGGAUGGGCCGUCCAGAUGUUAGAAGUGCAGAAAAGUAACGUUCCGCCAGCACCAAACCAGGAGACCCAUGUCCAGCUGCAGAAGGCGCUGGAGCAGAUCUCUCAGGUCCAUGGUGUGUUGAGCGACGUGCGGAGCUUCUACCAGAAUCAGAACCACACGGUGAUGGAGGAGGUGAUGGAGGAGGUGAUGGAGGAGGUGAUGGAGGAGGUGAUGGAGGAGGUGAUGGAGGAGGUGAUGGAGGAGGUGAUGGAGGAGGUGAAGGAGGAGGUGAUGGAGGAGGUGAUGGAGGAGGUGAUGGAGGAGGUGAUGGAGGAGGUGAUGGAGGAGGUGAAGGAGGAGGUGAUGGAGGAGGUGAUGGAGGAGGUGAUGGAGGAGGUGAUGGAGGAGGUGAUGGAGGAGGUGAAGGAGGAGGUGAUGGAGGAGGUGAUGGAGGAGGUGAUGGAGGAGGUGAUGGAGGAGGUGAAGGAGGAGGUGAUGGAGGAGGUGAUGGAGGAGGUGAUGGAGGAGCAGAGUUCACAUGACGCUGAGAGAGAGGCCUUUAAAGUCGAGCUGCAGGAUUUGAAAGAGAAGCUGAAAAGCUGCAUGAACGAGAAGAAAGCUCUGGAGCUGCAGCUCUCUGAGGCCGACAGGACUGCAGCUGCUCUCCAGCAGGAAGUCGCACUGUUCAAAGACUCAACUCCAUCGAUGGAUGAACAGAAACCUCAGGCUGCUGUGGUUCCUCCUCCUCCACCUCCUCCACCUCCUCCACCUCCUCCACCCGCCCCUGCUGUGGACAGCACUCUUCAAAUGAUUAAGAACAGAAGAAAAGAAUCUGCUAAAAGUGGCGUCGCAAAGAAGGGAGCAGCUUUUGCAGAUAUCAAAUCAAUAGCUAUGAAUGAAAUGAUGGAAAGGAUUAAGAAAGGAAUAAUCCUGAGACCAACUGCUCCAGCGCCGGAGGAUGUCGGGACAUGGGAGGAUCAAAGAAGUGAAAACCGAAAAUCAACCAUUGUGGAACUUAAAGAAGUCUUGAACACUUUGAACCUGAGGCCCAGGCGCAGACGGUCCUCCACACGGUCCUCCACACGGUCCUCCAGGAGAGGUCUGAGCAGACAGGUGGGGGAGUGGGAGCUGCUGUCGGUGCUGCAGAGGAGGAGGAGAGUCAUGGAGGACGGUGCAGACUCAGAGGAGGCUCCACAGGGUUCGACCAGUUCAGUGAAGCUUCAGGAUGUUUGA
This is a messenger RNA of Knipowitschia caucasica, 1899 nucleotides long. Lineage: Eukaryota; Metazoa; Chordata; Actinopteri; Gobiiformes; Gobiidae. The record is from the annotation of a GenBank genome assembly.